This is a messenger RNA of Prorocentrum cordatum, 3819 nucleotides long. The record is from the annotation of a GenBank genome assembly. NCBI's taxonomy places the organism in Eukaryota, Dinophyceae, Prorocentrales, Prorocentraceae.
GGCAAAGGCAAGCUCGUGGACAUCCUCGCCCAGGACGUCCAGCUCUGCGCCCGCUUCAACGGCGGUGCCAACGCAGGCGCCGCCGCGGACCGUGGUGCGCCGAGCUUCCGGCGCCUGCGCCGAUGGUGCUGCCUGGAAGCCGUCACGAGCCUGCCCCUCCAGAUCCGACUGGAUGCAGAUAUCGCCGACAGCACUGCGCUCAUUCUGUCCCACGCCGAGGUCGUUGCAGCGCUGCCCAGCAAGAGGCUUUAUUGGGAGAGCCCGCUGACGGCCAGAAUUCAAUCUAUACUGAGUGCUGCCCGUCGCCAUAACCUCGAGCCUUCAGAAGUUGCCAGAGGAUUAUUGAUUGAGGGCCUCGGCGGCGCUGUGCGCGCCAGCCUUGCAUCGCAGGCCGCGUCCCUGAACACCUCCGAGUGGGCCUUCAAGAGCAGGAUGGGGAGAGCGGCUGCUUGGGCGUGGCUCCUGGACCGUUGGCAUAGACACCAUAUCGUCAAACUGAUUGCACUUCGCGCUCGCUCGCGCGGUGCGCACAUCGAGCUGAUCCAAGCGUGUGACCACGUAUCGUAUGACGAGACGCCCUUGGAGCUCCAGAGUAUGAGCGAGCAUCGCGAGGUAUCGCGAGGCGCCCCUUCUGCACUUCCCCCCGCCGCGGGUUCCGAAGUCGCGACUAUGACAUCUCGGGCCCUAGCUGUGGCGUUGCUGAGGGGGGCGUUCCGCGGAUUCAAGCCUAAGACGAUCACGAAGCUCUUCGCCACCAAGGCUCGGUAUUGCCACCUCGUCAGGCUCACGAUGAAUGGACAGAUGCGCUACGUCUACCUCGUCGGCGACGUGGUAUGCCAGGUUCAGCCGUUGGCGAGCACUUCGGCUGCAUGCCAGGCACUUGCAUUGAUGGAGUCUGGGUCGGCUUCCCUGUCGGAGAGCACGUUCAGCCACAAAGUGAGGAUCACGGACGCGGACGGCCACAGGUCGAACAGAGCUGGAGAACGCAUAUUGGACCGUAAGCGUGAGCCUGGAUGGGUUCGUCUUUUCUACCAGUGCCAAGCUCACUCUAUAGUGCGGGCACACAACAUUGCCAUGAAGCACGUCGACGUUGGCAUCAAGGGGGUGAUCCACCUAUCGCUGUGCUUCAGAGUAGCGGGGAGCAAGCAUUCCUUUAACACUCAUCUUUGGAAGGAGGUCCACCGCCGACUCAGGGUCCGAGAAGGCAGCCCAUCAAAUGACGACGUUAUCUACAACCAUGUCGUGCUCAAGUCGUUCGUUUCUGGAGACGGCCAGAAGACCCGCAGGCGCGUGUUAUUCACUCUCUUGCCCAGCAGCUCCAUGGCCGACACGCGCGAGAUCACCAUAUGGGUUGAUUCUGCAGCUGGCCUGGACGAAGACGUCUUGAAAACAUCGGUUGCAGAUUCAAUGGUAGACGCAUUGAUGCCGCGUGCCCUGAGAGUGCUGAUCAGGAGCAAGUGGGGCACCAGUGAGUCGGCGAUCUGCGACGCGGGCCUCAUCGAGAUGCGUCAUGGGCUUUUGGGCCCAGCAUUCACGUCAUGGUGCAGGUCGUUCGGAAGGGGGCGGUCGAAGCAGCAUGCGUUGGCGGCCCUGGUUGACGGUCGCGUGGACGACGUUGGCGCCGGCGAGUGCGAGGACGACGAUAUGGGCGCCCACGAGGGCGCGGGUGGCGAUGCGGAGGCCGCUGGCGUUGGCAGCCGCCGAGAGAGGCUCAACAAGCAUAUGGCGUUCGCGAUGGAUUUCAUGUCUAAUAAACGCCCAGUCCCCCACACAUUCUUCGUUCUCGCCAGCAACAUCUUGAGGCCCUUGCAGGCGAUGCUGCGGAAACAUUGUUAUUUGACGUCGAAGGAGUUCGAGAAAAAGGAACGAGUACAUGCUGCCAAGCGCACCGCAGAGGGGACAGUCGGCAUUAACAGAUCGUUCCCUGUCACGGUUCUUGCCGACGGCGUCUUGGAGACCAGGUGCUUCGAGAAGAUGAUGCUGCUACUGUUCACCCCAGCGGCCUGGCACUUGAUCAGGCCAGAGGAAGUCAAGAACAGAAACACGUCGCUCGCCUUCAUCAUGAUAUCCGACGCUCUCGCCACCAUAACCCAGGAGGUUGCAUUGGUGAACCAAGGGUUUCCCACGCGACUGUUUCAGCUCUUCCAGCAGCCCGAGCUGGGGCCAACGAUGGAGGCCGCCCCCGACUGCAUGAAGGACGCGUUCACGAAGGAGCUGCAAUCAUCAUGUCGGUUGGGGGGCGAGGAGUGUUUGAUGCGCUUGGCGGCUAUGGCCAUGCUGAUCCAAGGCAACACCGUCCCCAACGAGGUCUUCAACGCCCAGAUGCGGAAGAUCGUCAAGUCUAGAACGCAGUGCCCCCAGUUCAAGGCGGUUGACCUGUCGACAGCUUGCGUGGGCGUGCACAGCCGCGCCAAAACUGAGGAUGUCACCCGCCCACGUCACGGGCCAGUUCACGAGCCGCGUGCUGGCGGAGGUUCUGGGGCACAUGCAGCUGAGCGCCGAAGGUACCAGCACGAGCAUCAUACAGGCGCUUGGGGCGUUUUUCAACAUGAGCAGGGCAUCAAUGACAUGAGGGAGGUGUCGGCGCGGUACCGCGCGUUGCCCCCUGCUGAGCGGGCGCGCCUGGCGGAGGAAGGUCGGAGAGCUGCCGCGAGGGCCCGUGACGGCUCCCGCGCCCUCCCGCCAACCCAGCGGCAAGUGGGCAUGCAUCGCAACGCCAGGCUUGCGACUACAGCCAUUGAGAGGUUUGCUGGCCGUGACCCCGAUGACACAGUCGACUUCCUGAUCCGUGAGUGCGGGGCUUCAGGAACGAGCUUGAAGGAUACCUUGUCCACGGUAGCGUCUUAUCGGAGGGGCUUGGCUCGCCAUCAGCGCCUCCAGGAAGAAGCAGACAAUCAACUUCUCGAGUUGUAUCGGGAUGAUGAGUCGAGAAGGGUCGUCCCCGAGCUGGUGCAUGCGAUCCCAUCGCUGGGGCCCGUGAGCGGGGUUCUCAGGUGUUUGCCGCCUGUUCUUGGAGCAGCCGUGGUUGAGCGAGACGCGUCGAGCUCCGCUGACGACGUUGCCUUGCUCGAGGAGGCGGCCCACGGAAUGUCCGUCACGCAUCAGUCCAAUGUGCAGCAGGCCGCUGAGAUGAUGUGGAACCACAUGCACCGAUUGCUACCUGACGAUCCUGAACUGUCAUCCCUUGGUGAUGCCGCUGAUGACCCAGCAGAGCAGUUCAAGGACGGAGAGUGCCUGCGCUACGGCAUGUGCGUGUGCGGUGCGGUGCACGACGGCUUGCGAGCGUUGCGCCGCAAGGUGUUCCAGGCUACGAAGAUGACGUUCAGCAAGGCCAGCCCGCAGACGAGAGGGCUCCUGGUUUGCCGCAGGGCCAUCGCCCGCUUCAUCUGGCUGGCGGACGAUAGCGACGAGGACGAACUCAUGAAUGAUCUUGGUUUGGAGCCACUCUAUUGGCAUUUGUCGGGCGUGAAGUUUUCGCCGUACGAGCUCAUGAUGCAGCCCAUGACGCCCGCGUCGCCUGCUGAGCGGCACGACGCGUGCGCUACGGACGACGAGCACUGCUUGAAGGGUUGUGGGCUGAGCCCGCCGACGUUCAUCGCGCUGGCCUCCGUCCCGCUGCAGCUGAGGAUCAUGCUUGAUUUUCUGAUUGUGGAGGUCCACGACCGCGAGCGGCUGGCCUUCGUUCCAGCGGUUGUGAUUGCAGAGGAGCUCGCAGGGGCCGCGGUGGGCGCGCAGGCGUGGCGCCUGGACGAGGACGUGGUCGAGGCCGUAUCCCCCUUCUUCUCCAAACACCCACCCACUGGAGAUGACGAGGAGUAG